UAUUUUUACAGAAAAAUCUUUUGGUUUGUUCCGUGCAAAUUUAAUUAAUAGAAGAUAAUUGCAGAGUUGAUUGACAGGCGCAGUGUAAUAGUAGUAUAGUACAGACAGUUAGUAGACAGUAAACAUGGUGAAUCCAGCAGAGUAUACUUAUUUUAAUGAAGUACAAAAACGCAGCGUAUCAAUAGCAAUAAAAGAGUUUACCAAAUACUUAAAAAAUAUGUCUGGAAUAUGUAUGGAUAUCGGUUGUGGUCCCGGAGACAUAACAAAUAAUUUGCUUUUACCAUCUCUGGAUUCAAAUGCUGUAAUAAUUGGUACGGAUAUUAACGUGAACAUGAUUAAAUAUGCGACGGAAACGUAUUACAAUACACGUCUCAAAUUCGAAGUAUUGGAUAUUCAAACUAAAAACUUGCCAGAAAAAUUUAUUUUUAAGUUUAAUCAUAUAUUUUCAUUUCAUACUUUGCACUGGUGCAAUGAUAUCAGAAAAGCAUUUGAGAAUAUUUACCGCAUGCUUCAAUCUGGUGGAACUAUCUUCAUAUUUUUUCCAGCAUCUCAUAAUACGAUAUUUGAAGUGUUUAAGAAUAUUGCGCAAGAUUCUCGUUUUGCGUCUUAUUUACAGAAUCCAAAUAAAUUACCGUUUUAUAAUUCAGUCGCAUCUGAUGAAGAGCUAAAAGAUUUACUUGAAAGUGUCGGCUUUAACAUUCAACAUUGCAGUAUUCAGGAGACAGAUUGUUCCGAGAUAAAUGAGGAUAGUUUUCUAUCUUCGAUUAUGUCCAUUUCUAACUUUUUGGACAUGAUGUCUCCUAAAGAAAAAGAAGAAUUCAUAGUUGAAUUUCGACAUGAAUACAAGAAUUGCAAAUUGUACGGCAAUAAUAAACAUGAUGAUAAGAAAGCAUCAAUAUUAGACACACACAAAUUUUUGGUAGCUUAUGCACAAAAAGGUGAAUAAUAAUUAACAGUAUAUUACAUUUUA
Acromyrmex echinatior (Panamanian leafcutter ant) is the source of this 970-nucleotide messenger RNA. RefSeq names its product juvenile hormone acid O-methyltransferase. Gene Ontology annotation, molecular function: S-adenosylmethionine-dependent methyltransferase activity. Lineage: Eukaryota; Metazoa; Arthropoda; Insecta; Hymenoptera; Formicidae. The record is from RefSeq and is a predicted model, not a curated record.